This is a messenger RNA of Spirometra erinaceieuropaei, 957 nucleotides long. NCBI's taxonomy places the organism in Eukaryota, Metazoa, Platyhelminthes, Cestoda, Diphyllobothriidea, Diphyllobothriidae. The record is from the annotation of a GenBank genome assembly.
AUGGGAUCGCCGCUCUCGGGCUUCAUCGCAGAGGCAGUUCUCCAAAAAGUAGAGACCCUAGUUUUCGCAGCCUAUAAGCCGAAAUUUUGGACUCGAUAUGUCGAUUAUACCUCCGUUAUCAUUAAGCGGCUAACGGUCCAAGAAUUCCAUGAUGUCCUGAACUCUGUUUUCCCUGACAUCCAGUUCACAAUGGAGACGGAAGCCAAUAACCAACUGCCAUUCCUGCACGUUCUCGUCCAUCGAAAACACAAUGGGCACCUUAAAAUGACGGUAUAUAGGAAGGCCACUGAUACACGCCAAAUCCUGAGCUUCCACAGUAAGCACCCGUUAAGCCACAAACGCAGUUGUGUGCGAACACUCUACAGAAGGGCAGAAACACACUGCAGCGAGCCGGGCGACGGGUCAGAACUACGCUACCUCCAGCGCCUCUUCAUGUCCAACGGGUAUCCUCGCAACUCCAUCGAACGCGGCAGACAGGCCGGACCGAGCCGACGUUUGGUGACAGAACGACCAACAAUAUGGCGGGCGCUUCCAUACAUCGACGGCGUUUCUGAGGCGGUCUCCCGUCUAAGACCGCUGGGGAUCGGCAUCGCCCGCCGACCGGAGUCAACAAUACGACAUCUGGUCAUGAGACCUAAGGCCUCUCUGCCACCAGAUGAAACCACGAACGUCAUCUACCAAAUCCAGUGUAACUCCUGCGGAGCCAACUACACUGGGGAGACGGGUAAACGACUACAGGCCCGUGUUGGAGAACACAUGAGGGCAGUAAGGCGAAUGGAUCCUUUGUCUUUGGUGGCCGAACACUGCGCCAAUUCCGAGCACACGUUCGCCUUUCAGUAUGUCAAAAUUCUGGGCAGAGGGAGCGACCGCAUAUUCAGGGAAACAACCGAGGCUUGGCACAUGGGGACAACCCCCAUCAACCGUUGUGUGGCUCUUCCCGCUGCCUACCAAGUAUGA